CUUUAUAGGUUCUCAGCAUUAGACUCUCAAGGUGUACUACAACCACUUACCCGAAGCUCCCCACCACCCACCACUAGCCACAUAAUACCAUCAAAAAAGUCUUGUACAACCAUACAGCCAGCUUGCUACCAGUUUUCGCUAUCCGAACAUUCUCAAUGGCUUUAAUGGAAGGAUUACCGACGGAGUUGCAGCAAAUGAUCUUCGAUUAUCUCCCUAUCAUGGACUUAGCAGCAAUCUCCAUAUCUUCGAAGAAGCUGCAUUCCACUGUUGAACAAGUCCUCUACCGUUCGAUAGCCUUCAGCAAAUGCUCACAUCCCGGCGGCGAGCGGCCUUGUAUAGACUGGGAGCAGGAGACAUGGAACAGACUGAUGGGCUUGCUCGAGACCAUGGUGAAGCAGCCUAACCUGGCUUCAAGUAUCCGUAUCUUUGAGCUUGAAACUCAUGGAACUCUCGAAAUAGAUGUCUCGGAUGACGGAAUAAAUACUGAGUGGAAGGACUACUAUGACUGUACUGUUGAACGUCCGUCUUCAGAGAUGAUGCGGCAUCUAAAGGACCUGAUGCCGGGAAUAAUGGUCCACGAAAACCGAAAUACUAACGACGAGAUCAUGAAGUGCUGGACUAAAGCCAUCCUUGAGUUUGAUUGGGAUGCGGCUAUCGCAUUGGUCUUAGUGCUAGGCAACAACCUCCAGACCAUUAAGAUCGCCGAGCAAUGCGAGGGGAAGUACUGGAUCACAAGCCAUCACCUAUCGCUUCGAUUUCCAAAGUAUGUCCCUCUAGUAGCCGGGGCUGCAGCAAUGUCGAAGCGCAUGGCAGGUGAGCGGAGACUUUUGGCGAAUCUCCGACAAGCUGAGGUGCCGAACUAUCGUAUGGUGGACCUGUGCCCCAAUCCAUGGAUACAUAUUCCUUCGCUAGGUGAACUCACGAUGUCGACUCUUUUCCCAGAAUUCCGAUACUGGGCGGGCGGCCCUUCUUUCUUGCUGGACGCGGAGGAGACGAAGCAUUGCGGCUUACGAGCACUGGACCUGUCGUUUGUCAACCUCGAACAUCACGACUUCGAGAGCUUUCUAAAGUCGUGUGGCGGCGGUCUUCACAAUCUGAAAUUGAGGACUCCUGGAAAGUACGAGAGGUCUCCUAACAUCUGGGAAGCUGUGUCUGCGUAUGCGCCAAACCUCGAAAAGUUGACACUCGUGGACUGCAAUCUGUGGGAGGAAGCUCAAGAGCGGGACCUGAGCAAGAUGCUACAGUUGAAGGCUUUCAGCUUUUCCUUCAGCUCCAGGUUCUCUCCUGAUGUGGACCCCGCCAAGGAUGACCCCGAAUGGUACCUUUUGCUGCCUCAACGGUUGGAGGAGUUAGCAAUCACAGGUUGCCCCGAGACGCCCAAGGGCUGGGAUUUCUUUGAUUCUGUAGACUCGCUCGUGGAGGUUACGCAUUUCGGAGAAUUUCCCGCCCUGCGGAGCAUUCGAGUUGACUUCCACCUUCUGGAGUGUACAAACGCUAUGAUUGAAUUUAAGCGAGGUGUCAUAGGUGUGCGCUGUCUCGAAAUGACAGCCAUGUCAGGGCGGAAGGUGCAAGUCAGCACCAACGCUGCGGUAUUAAGAUGA
Messenger RNA from Mytilinidion resinicola, 1601 nucleotides. RefSeq lists its product as uncharacterized. NCBI's taxonomy places the organism in Eukaryota, Fungi, Ascomycota, Dothideomycetes, Mytilinidiales, Mytilinidiaceae. The record is from RefSeq and is a predicted model, not a curated record. The transcript has a single exon. Gene Ontology annotation, molecular function: protein binding. Bases 156 to 1601 code for a protein of 481 amino acids.